GGUAUUCCUCAUAACCGAACCUUCCUCUUGUGUUUCAGCCCUGUUUUAGUUUCUCUUCUCUUCCACCACCGCCUGGUUUUUUUGUUCAACAGUUUUCUCAUCAUAAUCUUUUCCAUGUUUUUCCAAUUACCCAGAUAAUCCCACCCCCUCCAGAAUCUAAAUUUUUUCACUUUUUCCCUUUUCAUCCACAAAAGUUGGUGAUUUUUGUUUUUGUUGUUCUCCGGUGAAGUUUGGAUUUUUGGUCAGAUAGAUAGAUAGAUAGAUAGAUAGAAAGAUAGAUAUUGCUUGGUUCCCUAUCUUUAUUCUUGCUUCCAUUUCCGAUCAACCAUAUAUUUACAUAAAACGAUCAUCAUCUGCUACCAAAUUCUCACCUAAAAGCAAUACUGAUAUCCGAUUCCGGGAUUUGAAUUUGAUUGAGAUUUGUUUGUGGUUGAUGUCGAGUAGAAUCUGAUCUGUGUGGCGAUCGGCGGUGUGUGCAAUUGGAUCCCGAGCUUGGUUUUUCCGGUCAUGGCCAAGUCUGGGUCUUCACUGAAUUACUGGAGGAAUUAUUUCCGGACGGCGAAUUCGGACAUUUUCGGCAUCAUUGACCAUGCCAUCAUGGUUGCCGCUGUGGAUUGUCCCAAGGAGUUCAGGUUGCGGAGGGAUCGAGUUGCUGAGCUCUUGUUUUCGUGUAGGAUGAGCAGGUGUUCGGGUUGCGAAAAGGUGGAGUUGGUGGUGCCUGGUGGUCAUGGUCAUGAUGAUCACUAUGAGGUGGAGCAUGAUGAUGAUGAUGAUGAUGAUCGAGGUGAUAGAGAUUUUGAGGCCGGGGCUAGUAAAGAGAGCAAGGUCAAUAGCAGCAGAGAUGAUCAGAUUGGUGAGAUGAGCAUGAAGAAUGAUCAGGAUAGCAAUUACAGCUAUGGAUUGGCUGAGGCUUUGACCGAUGAGAUUGAACAAGAGUCUCAGGUUAUCGGGGAGGUUUUGAGGAUCAAAGAGAUCUUCCAGAAUAGUGAACAUGAGUCUGAUGCUGUAUUGUUUGAGUCGUUGAGGAAGCUUGAGUUGAUGGCUCUGUCUGUGGAGACUCUCAAGGCAACUGAGAUUGGGAAGCCUGUUAACCGGCUAAGAAAGCAUAGAUCAAUGAAGAUUCGCAAUCUUGUUCGAACACUAAUUGAUGGGUGGAAAGUCAUGGUAGAUGAAUGGGUCAAUGCUACUACAGCUAUUGCUUCUGGGGGAACAGAAGUUAUUUCGGAUUCUGUUGAUCCAUCAGUUGAUGAUGACUUUGAAGAAGGACUUCCCACUCCUCCAUUGGAUGAAGGAGCUUUCUUUGCCACUCAAACCACCUCAAUGGAACUCUCUGAGUUCUUUGAUGGUAUGGAAGAUUAUGGGAAUCCUCGAAACAGUGGGCAAUAUACCAGGAAUCGUGAAAAUGGAAGAAAACCAUCACUGGAGAAACAAAAUGUUGUGAAGCAGGAACAACAGUAUGUUAGUGAUCAGGGAAAUGUGCUUCCCAAGAAAAUAAAAAGUGAAUCAGUGAUGGUCAAACAAGAAGUUGAUGUGAAGCCAAAUAGGCCCUCAAACACCAACUCUGGCCCUCGGAGACCUCCCAAAAUAAGUAUGGAGCGAAAGGGUGUCAGUAGUGUAACAAAUAUUGAACAAAGAACAGAUAAGGUUUCCAUUCAGAAGAGGCAACUCACUGGUCAGCAGCAAGAUAAAUACAAGUGUUCAGAUGAAGUUGCAGUGCAAGUGAAGCUUGAAGCCACAAAAAGGAAACUCCAGGAGAGUUAUCAACAAGCUGAGAAUGCCAAGAAGCAACGGACAGUACAGGUAAUGGAAUUGCAUGAUCUACCCAAGCAGGGGCUUGGCCAUAGGAAUCCACAUUUAAAACCUGGAAACCACAAUCGGCAAAGGGCACAUGGGCGGAGAUUCUGAGCAAGGAAGAAGUUGAUCCAUUGGGUCAGAGUUGGGAUUCAUACAAAACGACAAAAGCUUGAUCUGAUGAGGAGAUCCCCUUUAGCUCAUCAGCAGCCAACAGUGAUGUAGAGGCCCUGGAUUCUGAGAUUAUCCAUUUGCGUUCCCAGGCAGAUGUGGCAUCCUAAUGGAUUUCGAAGCAUAUACCAAGGAUAACAACUCCGAGGAGUUUUUAUUUUAUCCCUUAAAAUGCAAAGACCAUCCUGUAGUGCUAUCAUUUGGCCCGUUGGCGAUUUUAUACAUCAGUAUAAUGGAAAACAAUCAAAACAUGUUUGAAUUACAUCUUCAUUAGUUAGGAGAACUAUACUCAUGUAGAGGAUAUAGAAAGUCAGAACGUGUAGAAGAACAUUUAUCUUUGCUAGCUGAAACUUGCAAGUGAUCCAGAUUAAUUGGGUUGCUUAUGCUCCUUGCAUUAUCUUUCCGAAUGUGGAAUGAUAAUAUUGACCAAACAUGGUUUCUGUUCACAUUGUUACUUGGAGAUCAAAUAAUAUAAACUGACCUCACAGCUGGUUGACGUUUACAAUUCGUGGACGGUUAUUUUGUA
Molecule: messenger RNA, 2488 nt
Organism: Rosa rugosa (rugosa rose)
Lineage: Eukaryota; Viridiplantae; Streptophyta; Magnoliopsida; Rosales; Rosaceae
Product: probable mediator of RNA polymerase II transcription subunit 26b
Exons: 3
Coding region: 508-1905 (465 amino acids)
Cellular component (GO): nucleus
Source: RefSeq, a predicted model, not a curated record